ACCGACAUCUCAUUCGUUCAUCAGGUCACGCACGGGGAGCUAGAGAGCGAGCACAUGUUACAACAAUGGCAUCCUUUUUACUCAGAUUGGGUCGAUUAAUGCCACAAACAACACAAGUAACAACCAGGUACUGUCGACGGAGUGCAAUUUUGGAGACUCAGUUAAUGAAACAUGGGCACGAAUUAAGUGUAUUUCGAAGUCAGUUUCUUAGCACAUCAGCAUGUUGUCAACAGUUUUCAACAAGUUUUAACUCUCACAAGCCAGAGAAUGACUUUCGUCGGAUCCUGAAGAGGUUAGAUGAUGCUGUACGAGCUACAGGUAGAAUCACACAGAACCAACUUACUGCUGUAUUUUCCGAAGUCUGCAAAAUGAAAGUAGCAACACCAAAUCAGGCCUUGCUCUUGAUCAGAAGCUGUGGAUCAUUAUUACCUGAAAUGCCGCUUGAGAAACGUUCAGAAUUAGCACACAAGAUAUGGGAAAAGCUGGCUCAACUCGGCACACUGUAUGAUGUUAGCCACUACAAUGCAUUAUUGCGUGUGUAUCUACAGAAUGAACAUAAGUUUCAGCCAACAGACUUCUUGGCAAAUAUGGAAGCAAAGGGGAUUGAACCGAAUCGAGUUACAUAUCAACGAUUGAUUGCAGCCUACUGCCAGAUGGGUGACAUUGAUGGUGCAACCAAAAUUUUAGAAUUUAUGAAAUCAAAAGAUCUUCCUAUUACAGAGGGAGUGUUUAACUCACUGAUCGAAGGACAUGCAAAAGCGGGAAACAUGGAAAGUGCCAAAGAAAUUCCUGAUCUAAUGAGGAAUGUCGGACUGGAGCCAAGUUUUGAGACGUAUUCCAAUUUAUUAUGUGCAUAUGCUAUCAAAGGAGAUAUGGCAGCUCUCGAAAGUACAUUGGAGGAACUGAAGGCAAUCAGUAUAACAAUUCCAGACAAAGUUUAUCUCAACGUGAUUGAUAAACUGGCUUGCAAUGGAUAUGGCAGUGAAGUUCCUAAGAUUCUUGAAAAUGUUAAGUUUAUCGGUGGAUUUUUACAAGAGGCCAUCAACCUUAUUAUCUCACUUCUCACCAAAGGGCAUGAUGAGAGUGCAUUUGCUAUUGUAAGGCUAUUCAAAAGCUUGACCAAUGAUACUGCUGCUUUCCCUGGACAGGAUAUUAAUCGCUGCAAUUUUCUCAUUGAUCACUUGGUCCAGAUGAAAAUGCCAUUAGACAAAAUGUGUAUGUACAUGGAAGAACUGCAGGAGCUGGGCCUUCAUCAGUCCCCAUACAUUCUCGGUCUUCAGUGUUCUCUCAGACGUGGAUUAGAAUACAGAGAUUACAGUUUAUCCAUACUGGAGACAAUCCAUAAGAAGAACAUUCCAAUAAGAGGUCUGUACUUCUAUCCAUUAAUGGCAUUGGAGGCAAAUCAAAAGAAUAAUUCAGGUAUUCUGAAACUAUUUAAGAUGGCUGUAGAUAUGAAUGCAACGAUGUCAAGUGACAUAUUUAAAAUGUAUAUACUGCCAGCCAUUCAAGGAACCACUGAUGAGAUCAUCCAACAGCUGAAGGAUUCUGGUGCUGUUCUAGAUGAUACACUACUAACUGCUGUAUGCCGGCAAGAAUCCAGUAAAGGCAACUUAGCAAGUGUUUACAAAAUUGUUGAGGAUAAUCCAGAUCUAGACGUUGCAGCGUUUAGAACAAAUAUUCAUGAAGGAUUCAUCAAGUAA
Molecule: messenger RNA, 1700 nt
Organism: Anneissia japonica
Lineage: Eukaryota; Metazoa; Echinodermata; Crinoidea; Comatulida; Comatulidae
Product: leucine-rich PPR motif-containing protein, mitochondrial-like
Exons: 16
Coding region: 66-1700 (544 amino acids)
Molecular function (GO): protein binding
Source: RefSeq, a predicted model, not a curated record